AUGUCAUUGCUAAUCACCCUCGAAGGAAUAGAUGGGAGUGUAAUUAUUGAUCGAUAUAUUGAUAGCACUUUGGUUUAUCAAGGUUUAGAGGGAAAAUUAGGAGUUAAUAUCAUCCAAGAAGUUGCUAAAAAAACUAUCGACUUGCCUUUGCCUGACAUUACUUUUGUCUUAGAUAUUGACCCCCAACAAGCUCAAGAAAGGUUAAAAAAAAGGAAAUUAGCCACUGGCGAAAUUCAUCUUGUUAAGGCUGAUCAAACAGAGGAAGCAAUUUUAACUGAGGUGCAGGACAUAAUCAAGCAAGUUUAUUUGCCAAACAAAGAAGUUGUUUUACCUCAAUAUGUUCGGCCAGGAGAAACUCCGGAAUUAGCCGCCAAAAGGGAACUGUUCGAAGAAACUAAUUUAGUAGUGGAAAAUCUGGAAAAAAUUAUGGAAGAAAAUAUCUUUUAUGCCAAUUUGCCAAAAGAUAAACAACACUGA
This is a messenger RNA of Funneliformis geosporum, 477 nucleotides long. NCBI's taxonomy places the organism in Eukaryota, Fungi, Glomeromycota, Glomeromycetes, Glomerales, Glomeraceae. The record is from the annotation of a GenBank genome assembly.